Molecule: messenger RNA, 1425 nt
Organism: Rhopalosiphum maidis (corn leaf aphid)
Lineage: Eukaryota; Metazoa; Arthropoda; Insecta; Hemiptera; Aphididae
Product: aurora kinase C-like
Exons: 2
Coding region: 313-1242 (309 amino acids)
Biological process (GO): regulation of cytokinesis; mitotic spindle organization; protein phosphorylation
Cellular component (GO): chromosome passenger complex; spindle midzone; spindle microtubule
Molecular function (GO): protein kinase activity; ATP binding
Source: RefSeq, a predicted model, not a curated record
AUCGUUGUCAAACGGCUUUUUUGUUUUUAUUUUUUAUUAUUCUACUAUUAACUAUUAUUCUGGAAUUCUGGAUUUAACAGUCGUCCGUUUUCCAACCUCCACGAGAACAAAACGUGACUACGUGAACAGUGAGCACUAUCGUCUUUCACUAAUUAUUUACUAUUAAGUAAUGAGCGACAAGCAUAGUACGAAUAUUAAAUAGUGACAACUGACAAGAUCAACCCAAAAGGUUAAAACUUCGAAGAAGAAACGGAAAAGAAACACGAUUUGACACAGUUUGUAUUUUUGUUAAUCAUCAAUUAUAUUUUUAUAAUGGCUGUGGUUGGAGUAAAGCAUAAAAUUGAAUCUCAAAAUGAAGUUGUUCAACACAUAGAAAAAACAAUGAAAGAAAUUUAUACUAAACGACCUACAAAUUAUCAGUGGAAACUAAGCGAUUUUGAAAUUGGAACACCACUUGGUCGUGGAAAAUUUGGUCGUGUAUAUCUUGCUCGGGAAAAAAAUACGGAAUAUAUGGUUGCUUUAAAAAUGAUGUUUAAAUCAGAAUUGGUAAAAGAUCAUAUGGAACAUCAAGUGCGACGAGAAAUUGAAAUUCAAACACAUCUUAAUCAUCCCAACAUUCUAAAAAUGCUGACUUAUUUUUGGGAUGAGAAGAAAAUAUAUUUAAUUUUAGAAUUUGCCCAAGAAGGUGAGUUAUUUAAAGUAUUGAACUCACAGCCGCAUAAACGUUUUGAUGAACCAACAGCUGCAUAUUAUUUACGUCAAGUAGCUGAUGCUUUAAGAUAUUGUCAUUCACAAAGUGUUAUUCACAGAGAUAUAAAACCAGAAAACCUUUUGUUGUUUAGUCAUCAUGUUAUUAAGUUGGCAGAUUUUGGAUGGUCUGUCCAUGCACCAUCGAAAUGUCGAAACACCAUGUGUGGCACUAUUGAUUAUUUACCACCAGAGAUGGUUGACUCUCAAACGUAUAAUGAAUAUGUUGACAAUUGGUGUUUAGGAGUGCUGUGUUAUGAAUUCUUGUGUGGAUCACCACCAUUUGAAAGCUCAGAACAGGCAGAAACUUUUAGAAAAAUCCGUGCUGUGAUGUAUGGUUUCAAACCUCAUAUGAGUGAGAGCUCUAGAAAUUUAAUUUCAAAGCUUUUGGUUAAAGUUCCAAAGUCUAGAUUACCACUAACUGAUGUAAUUGAACAUCCCUGGAUUAAAAAAAAUAGUGAAAUAUUUACUAAAACUAAACUACAAUUAAAAUAGUUUUAUUAAUCAUUAGUUUUAUAUUUUCUACUAAUAAGUCAUUCUUAAAAGUAAAAUUAUUUUCAAACUUAAUUGUACAUAGAAUAAUAAUAUACAAUUAACUAUAAUAAUAAUAUCUGUCAUUAUUGUAAACAUAAAAAUGCAUGUUAAUUUUAUUACUACUAUUUUUUUAUAUUAAUUUUU